AUGCCUCGUCAACGAUCCGUCGGCCGCGCUCCUUCGCGCCCUACCGCCGCUGCUUCUGCUCCCAAGCCCCAGCAGACUCGACCUGCCGCCACCCAUGCUGCUCCCGCUCACCCUCCUGCCCAGGCCAUGCCACCUCAGGCUGCCGGUUCCCAGGGCCCUGGACUUUUUGGUCAAAUGGCCAGCACUGCUGCCGGUGUCGCUAUCGGUUCCUCAGUAGGCCAUGCCAUCGGUGGUAUGUUUGGUGGCUCCUCCGAGCCCGCUGCUCCCGUCCAGGCUCAAGCCGCUCCUCAAGAGCAGUCCUGGAACCAGAACAACUGCGCCGGCGUCGCUCAGAACUUCACAAAGUGCAUGGAUGACAACAACGGAAACAUGCAGAUCUGCAACUGGUACCUUGAGCAGCUCAAGGCUUGCCAGGCUGCUUCUGGCCAGUAA
Fusarium pseudograminearum CS3096 is the source of this 432-nucleotide messenger RNA. RefSeq lists its product as uncharacterized. Gene Ontology annotation, biological process: mitochondrion organization. The record is from RefSeq and is a predicted model, not a curated record. Lineage: Eukaryota; Fungi; Ascomycota; Sordariomycetes; Hypocreales; Nectriaceae. Bases 1 to 432 code for a protein of 143 amino acids. Gene Ontology annotation, cellular component: nucleus; mitochondrion. The transcript is spliced from 2 exons.